AGGUUAUAAUAUCGAUAAAAACCACGAAAAAAAUGAAAAUACUGUUUUAAGUGUUUGUAUUGUACCAGAAUAUAAAAAAUCUAUUAGAAGGACACCCGAUUAAGUGUUUUUUCAAGUUCCAAGACAUGCGAAAAUAAGAAUGCAAUGGUGUAAGGUUAUGAGAGGAGAUGAAGCAUCUUCAAAAUCACGUUUGCAUUGUUGUGAAGAUCAUUUUAAUGUAAGUAUUGCUAUUUCUCAAUGGCAAACUAAACUGAUUAACAAAAGUAAUAAAAUUUUCAUUUAAGGAACCAUACAUAGGUAGAUUUCUUAAGGUACACCUUUUAUUUUUCUAUCUGGACAAUACUAACUGGUGAAUUUAUUUUAGGUCGAGGAAUAAACAGAAAAUUAUGUACAAUAUGAGAUUAUGAAACAUUUCUUCAUAAAUUGAUACAUGUGUUAAUGCAGACAGAAUAAACUUUGACAAAGCUGUGCAAGUGGUGUCGCUACUUAGUUAUUCGCCCUAGUAGUUUAUUCAAAUGCAGUCCACUUCUGAUAGGUAGGCGACCUAUGAUUCUAAUGCUACUCAAGCAUCUCUGAAGACACUGAUAUUGGUUUCUUGGUUGGUUUCAUAACUGUAUUAUUUUGUUAUAUAAAUAAAUCACGUCCAAUUAAUUAAAAUAUGUUUAUAAAAUAAAUGAAUUUUAUAUUUGUUUUAUUGGAGUAAAAUAUAAUUUAUUGUUUAUUUAAUUUUGUAAAUAUCUCUUGAACACAAAACAUUUUGUAUUUUUCCAAAAAAUUUUCACACGUUGCUUGUCACAAUGCACCUCUAUUAAAGUAAUUUUUUUAUUUGUUUCGUAAUUACUAUGGGUAACACUAAAGAGGGUAUUUGCUUUAUUGGAAAAAAAUGCAUCUUUAGUUACACCUUUGUCGUAUUUUUGGGAGCCACUCUUUGGUUGAGCAAUGUAUUGACUUAUAGUUUUUUCUGUUGCAGGACAUUUUAUUUCAAUAGUAUAUAUGCCUCUUUCACGAUCUGGGAAAGCAUAUAUGAUAGGAUUAGUAGAAUUUAACUUUUAUCUAUUUUUUUACUUUCUCUAUUUCAAUAUUUGACAGUGUCUUCCCCUUUUCAUAGCCUCUGUAUUCCUCAAUUUACUAAUCCCCAACAUGUUCUCCGUUAAGGAGCCGCCUAGAAUUUUACAGUGCCCAUGCCACAAUGAACAGUCAUUUUGUUCUAAAGCAUGUGGUGCAGCUUCUACACAUGCAAUAUUCAUUGAAAACGCUCAAAAUAUUGGCUCUACUUAAAAGCAUUGAAUAAUGCUUUUUACUUUGCUAAGCUUACUGUAAAAUUCCAUCAAGUGAUUAUAUCAGUGUUUAGAAUAACGUUACACUUCAAGUAUCCUCCGCUUCUAUUUUAAUUUCAUGCAAGUACCAAUCGGUGAUAACUUGGAUUAUUUCUAUUAACAUUAAACACUUGUUAUUUUGAAUAUUUUAAUCCUUUAACCUCAGUCAAUGUAAAAUCUUGAUUACAUGUAAAAUUUGCAGUCCUUAUUAAUGCAUCUACUUUUGGUAAAUUGUCUGAUUGUGCUAUUAUAAGAACACUUUCAUCGUUCGUAAAUGGUUAUUGAUAAUAUAUUUUCGUUCCAAACACAAACAACACUUUGGACCUCGAUAAAUCCAAGACGUGGCUUUUGAUGUCACGACACUUUUACACUCGACUAAUUCGAAUCACAUCAAAUAACCUCAAAUACAACAAUCAACAAAUGCUCCAUUGCUCUCUGCACUAUAUCGUUUUUUGUAUCCGAUCGAAUUAAUUCUAUACACUCAUGAACUGGCCUGCAUUGGUCAGUUCAGUGCAGCUACCAAUAACAAACCUAUGAUGAUAUCGAAAAGGAAGAAGCAAUUAACCAUACUUUCAUUUCACUAGAUUUUAAGCUUUGUAUUUAGUUAGUAUGUUCAAACAACAUUUUUUUUAGUUAUUAAUAUGAUAUAAUCCAGAUAGAAUGAGUGUGUGGCAACAAGUUGUCAAAGAAGAUAUGGAUAUUCAAAAUGAUGUUUGUUGGAGUAUGAAUAUUAAACAAGAAUUAAGUGAUGAUUUCGCUGAAAUUGCUUUUAAAAAUGUGAAUGAUAUUGAUAUAAUUAAAGAAGAAUUACUUGACGAACUAAAUAAAGCUGAAAUACAUGAAGAAUCUAUAGUUGCAAUUGUGCCCACAACAAAGAAUAUUAGCACUCAUAAGGUUAAUAUAACCAAUAUACGAAACAAAUUCAAAUAUUCUGGUAGACGACAUAAAGCAAAAGGACUACAAAAAUAUACACAUCUGAAUCUAGAUAUUAUUGCUGGGAUUAUCAUCUGUAGAUACUGCGGAAAUUUAUAUACAAAAUUAAGAGAAUUCAUUCGUCAUUUUUACACAAAUCAUUGUAUGAAUAGAAAGAAAGUACAAUCUAAAAGGAGGUUGCACCAGAAAAAUCUAUGUUACAGAAGAAUACAAGAAACUAACUCUGCCAUUGCGAGAACUUUUCAUAAAGAUGUUAAAAAUGAAUUAGAAAUAGUUGAACAUGAUAUGAAAAAGGAGAAAGAUACCAGUUUCACUGAUAAUUUCGAGUUGAAUUUGGAUGAAGUUAGUAAGAAAUUGAAGAAAAGUGAUUCAAAGGAUUUUUUGCUUGCUCACAAAAAAGAAAAGUCAUUCAAAUGUAAUCUUUGUUUAAAGACAUUCCCACAGAAAACUCAAUUAGACUCACACUCAAGUAUUCAUAUGGGAGAAAAAAUAUUGAAGUGUCACAGUUGCUCGGAAUUAUUUCCAUGGAAAACUAAUUUAAUUAACCAUCUGUGUAUUCACACAGGAGAAAAGCCAUAUAAAUGUGACAUUUGCUUAAAAACUUUUUCACAUAAUUUUCUAUUAAAAAGACAUUUGCUUAGUCACUCAGGAGUUAAGCCAUUUAAAUGUGAUGUUUGUUCAAAAUCUUAUACAAGGAAAAGUCAUUUGAUGGAACAUUUACCUAUUCAUACAGGAGAAAAGCCAUAUGAAUGUAAAGUUUGUUUUAAAAAUUUUUCAAGGAAAUAUCAAUUCAAUAUUCAUUUGCGCAGACACACAAGAGAAAAUACAUUCAAAUGUGAUAUUUGUUUGAAAGAUUUCCCACAGAAAUCUCAAUUGAAAUCACACUCACGUAUUCACACUGGAGAAAAACCAUUUAAGUGUGACACUUGCUUGGCAACUUUUUCAUGGAAAGGUAAUUUAAUUUCUCAUAUGCGUACCCACACAGGAGAAAAACCAUAUAAAUGUAAGAUUUGUUUAAGAAAAUUUUCACGAGAAUAUGUAUUGAAUGGACAUUUGCUUAGUCACACAGGUGAAAAACCAUUCAAAUGUUACAUUUGCACAAAAAGUUUCACACAAAAAAAAUGUUUGAAGGAACAUUUACUUACUCAUACAGAAGAAAAACCAUUUAAAUGUGACAUUUGCUCAAAAACUUUUUUAAAGAAAUAUUAUUUGAAUGAACAUUUACGUGUUCACGCAGGAGAAAAACCAUUUAAAUGUGAGAUUUGUUUAGGAAAAUUUUCUAGGAAAUAUAAUUUGAAUUUACAUUUACGAAGACACAAGAAUGAAAUGCCAUUCAAGUGUGACACUUGCUUGAAAUCUUUUGUACGGAAAAUAAGCUUAAUUGAACAUCUACAGACUCAUACAGGAGAAAAACCAUAUGAAUGUAACAUUUGUUCAAAAAAUUUUUCACGGAAAUAUCAAUUGAAUCUGCAUAUGCGUAGUCACACAAAAGAAAAACCAUUCAAAUGUGACAUUUGUUUGAAAAAUUUUUCUUAUAAAAAUAACCUCAGUAAACAUUUACAUAUUCAUAAUGGAGUAAAGCCAUUUAAAUGCGAUAUUUGUUUGAAAACUUUUUCACAGAAGAACAAUUUGAAUAUACAUUUGCGUAGUCACUCUGGAGUAAAACCAUUCAAAUGUGACAUUUGUUUGAAAACUUUUUCGCAAAAACAUAAUUGGAAUAUACAUUUACAAAAUCAUAAAGAAAAGCCAUUCCAUUGUGAAGUUUGCUCAAAAAAUUUUUCUGAUAAAAAUAAUCUCAAUAUACAUUCAUGUAUCCAUAAAGGUGUAAAGCCAUUUAAAUGUGAAGUUUGCUCAAAAUCUUUUUCACAGAAAAAUAAUUUGAAUAGACAUUUGCGUUGUCACACAGGGGAAAAGCCAUUCAAAUGUGAAAUUUGUUCCAAAACUUUUUCACAAAAACAUAAUUGGAAUAUACAUUUACAAAAUCACAAGAAAGAAAAGCUAUUCAAAUGUUAAAACUUGUUUACAAUUUUUUUCAUGGAAAAAUUAUUUAAUUACACAUCUGUCCAGUGACCCAAGAGGAAAGCCAUUAAAAUGAGAAAAAAUGUAUAUUUGAUAAUUCAUUUGUACAGUUUGCCAGUUUUUUACAAACAUUUUAUUGUGAUUAACAAAUAAAUUUUUAUUUAAAAUA
Messenger RNA from Diorhabda sublineata, 4437 nucleotides. Its product is annotated as zinc finger protein 260-like. Lineage: Eukaryota; Metazoa; Arthropoda; Insecta; Coleoptera; Chrysomelidae. Gene Ontology annotation, cellular component: nucleus. Gene Ontology annotation, molecular function: DNA-binding transcription activator activity, RNA polymerase II-specific; RNA polymerase II cis-regulatory region sequence-specific DNA binding. The transcript is spliced from 2 exons. The record is from RefSeq and is a predicted model, not a curated record. Gene Ontology annotation, biological process: regulation of transcription by RNA polymerase II. Bases 1977 to 4262 code for a protein of 761 amino acids.